Molecule: messenger RNA, 3464 nt
Organism: Oryctolagus cuniculus (rabbit)
Lineage: Eukaryota; Metazoa; Chordata; Mammalia; Lagomorpha; Leporidae
Gene: TLR10
Product: toll like receptor 10
Biological process (GO): inflammatory response; toll-like receptor signaling pathway; cellular response to bacterial lipopeptide
Cellular component (GO): plasma membrane
Molecular function (GO): lipopeptide binding; Toll-like receptor 2 binding; transmembrane signaling receptor activity
Source: RefSeq, a predicted model, not a curated record
CUAACUCUGCCUGUCAAUAAAAAAGAAAGAAAGAAAGAAAGAAAGAAAGAAAGAAAGAAAGACAGAAAGAAAGAAAGAAAGAGAGAGAGAGAGAGAGAGAAAGAGAACACGAGGUGCCCUGAGAUGCUGACUUUACACAACAUGCAAUACCACUGGUGUGCAGUAGGGGGAAGGGACUUAAGCUUCACAGACAAGCUGGACUCAGCCCAUUCCUGCAGCCACUCUGAUCCUGCCAAGGCAGCCUCCACACACCUGCAGCUCUACUGAAACCGGCAAGGCCUGGGGUGCCUGAGGUUUGGCUGUCCCUUCACUUGGUGCAGAUCAAACCUGGUCAGCCCCUCUAUCCACAGUGGCCCACCCCAGGCACGUGAUCCAGACUGCUUUUGUCACCAACCUCAAGACCCACGGAGGUCAAAGGACAGGAAUCGUCCCACUUCUGUGUUUUGGGCCGUCCAUGUUUAUGGGGUUUGAACUCAUCUUCAUCAUAAAUUUGAGGGAACUGGAAAACCCUUGGAGAGACCAUGAGACUUAUCAGAAGCAUUUACUUGUGUUGUACUAUUGUGAUAUCAGUGGAGGGCUGGGCCCCAAAGCUGCCAGAGGAAAGAGAAUUGACAACCAACCUCAGCAACUUGUCUCUGAGAAAGGUUCCCACAGACUUAGCCCCAGCCUCAACCACAGUAGAUUUAUCCUACAACCUCCUUUCCGAACUCCAGAAUUCAGAUUUUCAUUCCGUCUCCAAACUGAAAAUUUUGAUUCUGUGCCAUAAUAGUCUCCAGCAACUGGAUAUCAAGAGCUUUGAGUUCAACAAAGAGUUACGAUAUUUAGAUGUGUCUCACAACAGACUGAACGUCGUAACCUGGUAUCCGUUGGCCAGUCUCAAACAUGUAGAUCUCUCCUUUAAUCGUUUUGACACCAUGCCCAUCAGUGAGGAGACUGGCCACAUGUCACAGCUGGAAACCCUGGGGCUGAGUGGGGCAAAAAUCCAAAAAUCGGAUUUCCAGAAAAUUUCUCACCUGCAUCUCAAUACUGUCAUCUUAGGACUGAGAACCCUCUCUCAUUAUGAAGAAGGCAGCCUGCCCAUCUUAAACACAACAAAACUUCAUAUUGUUCUACCGAUGAACGUCAAUUUUUGGGCACUCUUGUGUGAUGGACUGAAGACUUCAAAAAUACUAGAAAUGACAAAUAUAGAUGGCAAAAGCCAAUUUGUAAGUUAUGAAACUCGACACGAUCUCAUUUUGGAGAAUGCCAAGACAUCCAUUCUGUUAUUUAAUAAAGUUGAUUUGCUCUGGGAUGACCUUCUCCUUGUAUUCCAGUUUGUUUGGCAUACUUCAGUGGAAUACUUCCAAAUCGAAAAUGUGACUUUUGGAGGUAUUGUUUAUCUUGACCACGAAUCCUUUGACUAUACAAGCACUGUGAUGAGAACUGUAAAAUUGGAGCAUGUUCAUUUCAGAGUUUUUAAUAUCCCACAGGAUAGAAUCUACUUGCUUUUCACCAAAAUGGACAUAGAAAACCUGACAAUAUCAGAUGCCCAAAUGCCACACAUGCUUUUCCCUAAUUCUCCUACAAGGUUCCAGUAUUUAAAUUUUGCCAAUAACAUCUUAACGGAUGACCUGCUUAAAAAACCUGCCCAACUGCCUGAUCUGAAAACUCUCAUUCUGAAGGGAAAUAAACUGGAGACGCUUUCGUUGGCGAGUUGCUUUGUUAGCCUCACACCGGUAAUGCACUUGGAUCUGAGCCAAAAUCUAUUACAACAUCAAAAUGAUGACAAUUGCUCAUGGCCAGACACCUUGCUUACCAUGGAUCUGUCGUCCAAUAAAUUGGCUGGCUCUGUUUUCAGGUGCUUGCCCAGAAGUAUUCAAACACUCGAUCUGAAUAAUAACAAAAUUCAAACUAUCCCUAAGGAGAUUAUCCAUCUGACGUCCUUACGAGAGUUAAACAUCGCAUUGAAUUUUCUAACUGAUCUCCCUGAAUGCAGUCAUUUCAGAAAACUCUCAGUGCUGAACGUUGAAAUGAACUUGAUUCUCAGCCCCUCUCUGAAUUUUUUGCAGAGCUGCCAGGAAGUUCGGACUCUAAAUGUGGGGAAAAAUCCAUUCCAGUGUACUUGUGACUUAAGAGAUUUCAUUCAGCUUGGGAAACACUCAGAGGGCAUGCUGCUUGGAUGGUCCGACUCGUACCUCUGUGAAUACCCUUUGAAUCUAAAGGGCACUCAGCUAAAGGAUGUUUACCUUCCCGAAUUAUCUUGCAACACCGCUCUGUUAAUUGCCACCAUUGUGGCUAUUGUGCUAGUUCUGGGGAUGGCUGUGGCCUUUAGCUGCCUCUGCCUGGACCUGCCCUGGUAUCUCAGGAUGCUAGGUCAAUGGAUACAAAUACGUCUCAGGGUUGGGGAAGCAACCCAAGAACAACUCAGGAGAAAUGUCCAGUUCCAUGCCUUCAUUGCAUAUAGUGAACGUGAUUCUCUCUGGGUGAAGAGUGCAUUGAUCCCCAGUCUAGAGAAAGAAGAUGGUUCUGUCUUGAUUUGCAUUUAUGAGAGAAACUUUGACCCUGGCAAGAGCAUGACUGAAAAUAUCAUCGAUUGCAUUGAGAAAAGCUAUAAAUCCAUCUUUAUUUUGUCUCCCGACUUUGUGCAGAGUGAGUGGUGCCAUUACGAAGGGAUUGCCCACCAUGAUCUCUUCCGUGAUAAUUCUGAUCAUAUAAUUUUUAUCUUACUGGAACCUGUCCCAUUCUACUGCAUUCCCACUAGGUAUCAGAAGCUGAAAGAUCUCAUGGGAAGGAAAGCACUCUUGGAAUGGCCCAAGAGUAGGCAUAAGUGUAGGCUUGUUUUGGCAAACCUUCGAGCUGCUAUUGAUGUGAAUUUAUCAGAUAACAGACAAGCGUGUGAACUACAGACAUUCACAGGACUGAACGAACAGGCCCGAGGUUCUGCAAGCUCUCUGAUAAGAACCGACUGCCUAUAAACUGCGCCCUCCAGGGGAAUUUGGGGACCACAUACUCAUUCACUGCUGCUGGCAUAGACAUUGGUAUAACCUUAUAAUUGGCACUUUGGCAAUAUCUAUUAAAAUGAAAAAUAAUUAUUCCUUUUACAUCAGUUCCUGGAAGGAUUUCUAAAAAGGUACCCUACAGAAAUACCUGUACAAGUUUGUAAAGGUUUAUGCAAAAAGAUGUUCAUUCCAGUAUUAUUUAUAAUCACGAAAAACUGAAAACAUUCUAAAUGUCCAUGAAAUUCAGACAAAUCAAUAAACUACAGUACCUUAGUGCAACAGAACACUGCAUGCCACUGAAAAGAAUGAGGUAGCUCUACAUUUACUGGUGUGGAGAAAGUUAUGUAAAUAUGUGUAAAAUAAUCUAUAAUUGGAUUACAGGGGGCAUUUGAUUUCUAGAGUAUGUUUUCACAAUGCUAGAAGUGCUUAAUAUGAAUCUGUAUUUCUUAUGUAAAUACAAAAUACAAUAAAACUUUUUAAAGCCUA